Messenger RNA from Rosa rugosa (rugosa rose), 2129 nucleotides. RefSeq names its product probable ubiquitin-conjugating enzyme E2 37. The coding region runs from base 52 to 1806 and encodes 584 amino acids. The transcript is spliced from 7 exons. NCBI's taxonomy places the organism in Eukaryota, Viridiplantae, Streptophyta, Magnoliopsida, Rosales, Rosaceae. The record is from RefSeq and is a predicted model, not a curated record.
CACCAAGCAAGCGCGCGCCUUUUCUCAUUUCCAAAAUCUGCAGAGCGCGAAAUGGCUCAAGCGGCGAGGCUCAACCUCCGAUUGCAGAAAGAGCUCAAGCUCCUCCUCACCGACCCUCCUCCCGGCGCCUCCUUCCCUCUCCUCUCCUCAUCCUCCUCCUUAUCCACCAUCGACGCCCAGAUCCAAGGCCCCGAAGGAACCGUUUACGCCGAUGGGCUAUUCAACAUUAAGAUUCAGAUACCAGAGAGGUACCCGUUUCAGCCUCCAAGUGUGACAUUUGCGACGCCGAUUUAUCACCCGAAUAUCGACACCGGUGGCCGGAUUUGCCUUGACAUUCUCAAUCUUCCUCCAAAGGGAGCAUGGCAACCAUCGUUGAACAUUUCAACUGUGCUUACGAGCAUUGGCUUGUUAUUGAGUGAACCGAAUCCUGAUGAUGGCCUUAUGUGUGAGGCGAGUAGGGAGUUCAAAUACAAUAGACAAGCUUUUGACCAGAAAGCUCGGUCUAUGACUGAGAAGUAUGCCCAGGCUGCAGCUAGUGGGAGUAGUGUUUGUGACAGUCAAUUUCAAAGCCUUGCAAAUCCAAGCGCACUGGAGGUGGAAACAACAAGCCAUGAGUCGAAACACCAAGCUAAUGAGUCUGUUGUGCAGCUGGAGGUUAAAACAACUAGCCAUGGUUUAAAUCAUGAUGCGAAUCAGUCUGUUGCAAGUCACAAGAAGUUAAUUGGGAUUAGUAGGAAGCUGUCACUGGAGUUUUCAGUCCCAGCCUGCGAAAGAGAUGCUUGUAAGGAAGGGAGGGAAGUGCCUAAAGACCAGAUGGAAGUUGAAGGAGCAGAAAAGUUGCUGAAAGAUAAUCCUGAUAAGUUCAAUAUGAAUCAGGAGAAGCUAUGUGGGAGCAGAUGGAAGUUAUCGCUAGGAGCCCUCAGCCAAUCCCAGGAGAAAAGUGACAAUGACAUACAGAAGUUGGAUCACUGUCCAUCAGUUGAACUGCAAAACCUUCCUGUGCCAUCUUCAGGAUCACUGCUGCCGCUAUCCAGAAACUCUUACAAGCAAGGACCUCAUCCGAGUCAAGAUAGUAAAUUGGUAGAUGACAACAUCAACAUGGGAUCAAAGAGUCUGAGGCAGUUUGGGAACAAGCAGUCAUUGGGUUCAUUGAGCACAUCCCAAGUGAUUAGUGAAACUAAAGAUGAAAUGAUUGUAACCCCUCAAAUUCUGCCUUCUUAUUCCCAUACCAAUGUGUUAUCUGAGCCUUUGCCAGCAGCCCCAGUUGUUGACAGUGUCAAACGGCAACCAAAUAAAGAUAUGAUGGAUGGAAUGGGAAAUGGCUCUAUUGAUACAAGUCGCAAGAGGCUUUGUUUAGCUGGCAAGAAGCUUUCACUUGGAUUUAGAGGCUCAUCGCAGACGCAGGGAAAGGAUAACAAGGAGACUGUGGUGCCACAGAUGAGUGAGUAUAAUGGCAGUGUAUCAAAGAAUUGUGGUGAAAAUGGAAGCCAUAAGAAAUUUGGGAUUGCUCAGUUGGAAGAGAACAACAGCAAUAUACAUCCACACCCCCAUAGUGUCUCGUCAUAUCCAUCCAAGUCCCUUCCUAAGCAACAUCAGGACUUCAGGGCGGCUGAGAAGCAGCAUCAAGAUUACACUGACAUUACUGGAGCAACUAAGCAAAAGAAAGGCAAAGAAACAGCAAGACCCGAGUGUGAGGCAGUAAUUGUGUUGGACAGUGAAGACAGCGAGGAAGAAAAGACCAUCCCUGCGAAAUCUAAAUCAGUACUAGCACGAAAGCGCCUGGGAAAGUGGAGAGUAAGAACGUGAAAAACCGUUAGACUGCAGUUCAAAUUAAGCUUGUAUGGUGUUAGCCUAGCCUUCACCAACUUUGUGCCAAUGAUUCUCAGGAUGCUUGAUGAAGAAAUAUUGGAUAUCUAUGAAAGAGUGACCCUUGACUCCCAAGCUUGCUUAAUUUACCUCCAGAGUUAUUUCCGUUCAUUGUUAUUAAUGUUAUCCUUUCGUAGUAAGCUUUGUGAAAAGCAAUGAAAAAUGAUACAGGAUCGUAGUAAGCCUUGUGAAGCAAUGAAUUGGAUAAACAUCCUGUAUCUUUCUUGAGGUUAAAUGUUGAAUUGGAUAAACAUCCUGUAUUU